AUGCUCAAGUCGUGGUUUCUUUCGCCCAAGGGACAGCUUGGGCCGGGUUUAGCCCACGCCAUGUAUCGGAGGCACCGAAGCGACGCUGUGCCGGGACAUACUCCCGCGCUAGGAGCUGGCGGGCGCGUUAGAGAAGGAGGCUGGACGAUAAAAGGAGGUUCGAUGCCGAAUGGCAGCCCGAUGUCGAAUGGCGGAUUGGACGAGAAAAGAUGGUUUUCAAAAGUCCUGGAUGGGGCCAAGCUUGACCAGGCUAGAGCUGUGCCUGGUAAGCGGGAGAUAAGUUUGAAAAUCUUCGACCCUUAUGUGGACCAGUACCCCAAAGCGUAUUCCCCCCAUGGAUCUCAUCCUCCGGGUACUGGGUCCAUGGCGCCUCCGAAGUAUCGCAAGUAUGAGGUUCUUAUGUCUGAGGAUUAUCCAGCCCACGAAAUUCACAAGUGUGCAAACGGAGCGACUGUAAUAAUAUCGCCGAACAAAUCGGAUAAUGUGAGCGUUGGAGUAUGGAUGAAUUUCGGGUCGAAUACCGGACGUACCGAGGACGAGGGUGCUGUUCACUUCCUAGAGCACGUUUUGUUCAAGGGCACGUAUAACAGGCGUCAGGAAGACAUUGAAAAUUGGAUUGAGAACAAAGGGGCGCGACUUGAUGCCUACACCACGAAAGAGUUUGUUGGAUAUUUUGGAGAAUGCCUUAAGGACGACGCCGCCGAUUUGCUCUCCCUUAUCAUCGACAUGUUGACAAAUUCUAUCUUGGAUAAUAAGGUCAUUGACAAGGAGAGAUACACAAUUUUAAGGGAGUUGGAAGAGGUCGAGAAGAUUCCUGAAGAGGUUUUGUUAGACUGCAUUUAUGACCAGUGCUAUUCAUCUGGAAGCUCUUUGGGCCAGACGAUUUUGGGUAGUCGUAAAUCUAUUUGCGAGAUUACUGCAGCAGGAUUACGUUCUAUUUUGAAACGGUUUUAUACUCCUCCAAAUUUAGUAGUAACAAUAACCGGGAAUGUUGAUGUUGAUAGGAUACUGCCUAUCGUGGCAUCCCUGGCUCCUUCCUCGUACGCUCCAAUUACAUCUCGGUCAUCUGAGUUUCAAGCGGAUUGCCCAAAAGAGAGGAUUUAUGUCCACUUAAGCCCGGACCCGCAUCUACGGGAACCACUGAUGUAUCUCGCCAAAUCCGCGCCUUGCCCUAGUUGGCAGACGGAGUCCUAUGUGCUGACGGCGCUGUCAAGAAUGUUAUUACAGGAACAUUUACUUUCACAGGAAGAUGAUAACCAAGACGGAAUCCCCGUUCCCAAUGUCCAAGUACCCAGUUCUUUACCAAAGGCUAUACGAGCAUCUGUAGAUCAAUGCUUUGAUGCCUGCCACAGAACAGGCGGAAUGAUGGGAACAUACCGAUUGGAACACUUGGAGGCCUCACAAUUGAAAAACAUUCGCGAGUGGAUACAACGCAAGAGACUAGAAGUCAAUGAAAAUGUUGCCGCAGCUAUCGAAUCCAUGGACGAACUCGAUUUAGAAGCUACGAAAUCUGAACUUUGUAACACAGCACCUGCACAAACACGUCUUGGUGGCCAGACGCGUGGCGGCCUGGCGCUCGAGGGUGGCGGACACUUCGAUUAUGGUUAG
This is a messenger RNA of Gregarina niphandrodes, 1608 nucleotides long. RefSeq names its product processing peptidase. NCBI's taxonomy places the organism in Eukaryota, Apicomplexa, Conoidasida, Eugregarinorida, Gregarinidae. Gene Ontology annotation, cellular component: mitochondrion. The transcript has 2 exons. Gene Ontology annotation, molecular function: metal ion binding. The record is from RefSeq and is a predicted model, not a curated record. The coding region runs from base 1 to 1608 and encodes 535 amino acids.